CUGGUGACCAUGGUGACGACAACACUCUUCACCAACUCUCCUUCAGUAAAGAUGAACCUCUGAGUUAAACAAUAUCUUAAAAUAGACCACUGUUUAGACCCAUACAAGGUAUAUAUCUUCUCUUCUAUCUUGGCUCAUUGGCUCGUGGUGUGGAGCCACUCCCCUCACCGACCUCCCUCCAUGUGAUGCAGCAUGCGGCGGUCAGCAGUGGGUGAAGCAGGAGGGCAGCCCGGUCCGGUAGCCUGGUGGACUAGCUGAGGCGUCUCUGAAGAGGACCGCUAGGAAGGAGCUCAAGACGGGACAGAAAUCGUCUGGCUGGGGAUAUCUUCGUGUACAUGAGGACCGAUAAGCACGGCUUGGUUUACACGAGAGACUCAACAUGCACCGAAUAACGGGGAAAACAGGAGGGGACAGUUUAAUUGAGAUGAGCCCAACAGACUCUUUCAAUGAUGAUAUAAAUGGCUACCAACAACAUCCCUCAUCCAGCACAGGAUCCUUCCAGCAGGAACAAUCAGCGUCUCCUUUAACACCUGAUGUGUGUGUAGAGACCUGUGAGUCUCUCAACACCAGCCUGGCCUCGCUGGCCCCCUCUGACCACAGCGACAGUCCACAGUUUGAGGCUCAGACCUUAGAGCGAAUCAAUGCUUUGACCGGGCUGUCGAGAAAGCGGGCGCUAUUCCUGAAGUUUCGUUCCAGGAUUGACAAAUCACAACACAGUAAAGACUCUGUGUUCUUCCGUGAUGGCGUGCGCAGGAUUGAUUUUGUCCUGUCCUACGUUGAGGAUAAAGAUGGUGAGAGAAAACAGGAGAGGAGGAAGCUGUAUGAGGCCAAUCUAGAGAAUGUCGGCCUGGAGCUGGAGACAGAAGAUAAAUCAGAGUCAGACGAUGGAAAGAAUUAUUUUGUGAAGAUCCACGCUCCAUGGGAAGUGUUGGCCACCUACGCAGACGUGCUGAAGAUCAAGGUCCCAUUCAAGGCCAACGACAUCCCAGAAAACAACGAGAUGCCCAUGAACUGGCUGUCCACCCCUUUUCGCCUGCCGGAGCAAAUCAUGCACCCCGAGCCAGACUAUUUCACAGCUCCCUUCGAUAAGAGCAAGUCCGACUUCUACCUUAUCGACGACAAAGAGACCUUCUUCCCGCCUUCUACUCGCAACAGGAUAGUCUACUACAUCCUGUCCCGCUGCUCAUACUUCAGGGAUGAAUGUGGAGAUAAAGACAAGAAAGGGAUCAAGAGGUUACUCAACAAUGGCACCUACACUGCUGCCUUCCCCCUGCAUGAUUGUAGAUACUGGACAAGAUCGAAGGAUGCUAACUGCGAAAGCAACAGAUACAGUCUCCAUAAACACUGGGCCAGGUUCUUCUGUUUCUUCAAGGAGCAGCCCCUCAAUCUGAUAAGGAAGUAUUAUGGGGAGAAGAUAGGUAUUUAUUUUGCGUGGCUGGGCUUCUACACCGAGAUGCUGUUGUUUGCUGCAAUAGUUGGGACCAUUUGUUUCAUCUAUGGAUUCCUCACCUACGAUGACAACGAGUGGAGUAAAGAAAUAUGCAGCGACGAAAUCGGAGGGAAAACUAUCAUGUGCCCGCUGUGUGACAAGAAAUGUGGCUACUGGAAACUGAACUCAACAUGCAACUCCUCAUGGCAAUCGCACCUGUUUGACAACGUGGGAACAGUGUUUUUUGCCAUAUUUAUGGGGAUUUGGGUGACGCUGUUUCUGGAGAUCUGGAAGAGGCGGCAGGCUCGUCUCGAGUACGAAUGGGAUCUGGUCGACUUUGAGGAGGAGCAACAGCAGCUGCAGCUUCGGCCAGAGUACGAGACCAAGUGCACCAACCGCAAGCUGAACCGCAUCACUCAGGAAUCAGAGUGGGUUCUUAACAGGACCGUUACAGAUGUAAUGGGGAAGUUGUUGCUGUGCUGGGCCACCGUGACACUCUGGAUCUCAUUGAUCAUUGCCUGCAUCAUUGGGGUGAUAGCGUACCGCUUGGCGGUAUACGCGGCCUUCGCCAGCAUCAUGAAGGACAGUGCCACCUCCAACCUGCAGGUGGUCGGCCCCUACAUCACGCCACAGCUGGCCACCUCUGUCACAGCCUCCUGCAUCAACUUUGUCAUCAUCAUGAUCCUCAACCUCAUGUAUGAGAGAGUGGCUGUUUGGAUCACCGACAUGGAAAUUCCCAAGACCCACCUGGAGUAUGAGAACAAACUGACGGUGAAGAUGUUCCUCUUCCAGUUCGUCAACUACUACUCCUCCUGCUUCUACGUGGCUUUCUUUAAGGGCAAGUUUGUCGGCUAUCCUGGGGACUAUGCGUAUAUGUUUGGCAGCAAACUGAGGAAUGAAGAGUGUGACCCAGGUGGCUGUUUGAUAGAGUUGACCACCCAGCUGGUGAUAGUGAUGACUGGUAAACAGGUGUGGGGCAACAUCCAGGAGGCUCUGGUCCCGUGGAUGAUGAACUGGUGGGGCAGCAGGAAGGCACGAAACCACCCAGAGAGUCUGUACAGCCGCUGGGAGCAGGACCACGACCUGCAGAGCUUUGGACAGCUGGGCCUCUUCUACGAGUACCUGGAAAUGGUGAUCCAGUUUGGUUUCAUAACGCUGUUCGUCGCCUCCUUCCCCCUGGCACCCCUGCUGGCACUCGUCAACAACAUCAUCGAGGUUAGAGUGGACGCCUGGAAGCUCACCACUCAGUUCAGACGUCCUGUGGCAGCGAAGGCCCACAGCAUCGGAGCCUGGCAGGAAAUCCUCAAUGGGAUGGCCGUCCUCUCUGUGGUCACCAAUGCGUUCAUUGUGGCCUUCACCUCUGAUAUGAUCCCUCGGCUCGUGUACAUGUACGCCUACCAGCCACAGGGCGAGAUGAAUAUGAAAGGCUACAUAGACAAUAGCCUGUCUGUGUUCAAUAUCUCUGCCAUCCCAUUGGCCAACAAGCCUGAUGACGGGGAGAGCCCUUCCUGGUUCAACAGCUCCAUCAAUACCUGCAGGUAUCGUGACUACCGCUACCCUCCUGGCCAUGAGAAGGAGUACUCCCACACAAUGCAGUUCUGGCACAUUCUGGCAGCCAAGCUGGCCUUCAUCAUUAUCAUGGAGCAUGUUGUGUUCCUGGUCAAGUUCUUCGUGGCCUGGAUGAUUCCCGACGUUCCCGCUGACGUGAGGGCGCGAGUGAAGAGAGAGCGCUACCUGGUCCAGGAGUAUCUGCAUAACUACGAAGUGGAGAAGCUGAAGAUCCAACUGAGCCAGAACGGCCACGAUGAACGUGAUUGUACCUGCUCGCCCAUGAUCUACCCGUCUAUACCCAAACACGAGGUACUGUCAGAGUGUCUCUAGCCCAGCGAGCUGCCGGUCAAUCAGCUGGACAGGAUGGGAGGACGUGGUGAUGUAGAUUGCCCUGCUUGUGUAUUAAUGAUACUGACCACCACUUUACUGUAGUGCCUGUGUUGUUCAUCCAGUACACACACACAGAACUUUUAUUAAAGAGCUAGAGGUUUCCUCAACUCACAGACAUCCCUCUUCUACUAAUCUGCUGAUAAUGAACAUGCAAACAGGUGAAAGUCUCUAUGCAUGCUGAAACACAUGUAAUUUAAACCUCUGCCUCAUAUUUAUGGCUUCUCACUCUAUAUGUUGUAAUCAAAGUGCUGAUGAUAAUCAACAUUUGCUGUAAGGAAAGAAAGUGACAAUCUUAUACACUGUGUCUAAGCAAGACAGCUUACUCUUAUUUUAAUGCAAGACUAUUUAUUUAAGUGCCACUAUGAGUAACCAAAGACUGGAUGCCUUAAUAUAUCACACACUUAUCAAUGGUUAUAUCUGCAAUUAGAAUAACAAUUGAUAUCAUUUAGAAACUGACAGCUUAUUAUGCGAUUUCCCUUGUUCGUAUGUGCAGCAGUAUGAAGGGUUCCAGUAUCAUAUACUGUUCAACUUGAUUUUUUGUUUUAUUCUUACAGUUAACUGCAACAAAUGUGAGUUUUGUUAAUUUGCAUUGAGGUCACAGCACAGAUGUAUCACCGUUUUACCAAAUUAUUUUCACUCCACUGGCGGUUAAAGGGAUAGUUUGGGUGUUUUGAAGUGGGGUUGUAUGAGGUACUGAUCUAUAGUCAGUGUAUUUACUACAGUAAAUGACAGUUAGCACGCCACCAGUUUGGAGAAACAGACAGGAGUUACC
Molecule: messenger RNA, 4142 nt
Organism: Sebastes umbrosus (honeycomb rockfish)
Lineage: Eukaryota; Metazoa; Chordata; Actinopteri; Perciformes; Sebastidae
Gene: ano5a
Product: anoctamin 5a
Exons: 23
Coding region: 380-3310 (976 amino acids)
Biological process (GO): chloride transmembrane transport
Cellular component (GO): plasma membrane
Molecular function (GO): chloride channel activity; protein dimerization activity
Source: RefSeq, a predicted model, not a curated record